UAUAACUCAGCAGGGAGGGCGGAUGCUCGGAAACUCUCUUUCACUCUUACUUUCCUCUUGUUACUUUGUCUCCCCUUUAUUUUCCUCUCUGUCAUCCGCACUGCGUGGUGCUGUCCGGAAGAUAAACCAGGGAUAACACAUUCUAUGUGAAGAUGAAGUCCUGUCUGGUUUUUCUCGUCACCUGUGUGACCCUGAUCUCGCUGUGUCAUGCCACCCCUCUCACAUCCCUGGAAGCCAGCGGUGAUGAAGCAGAGCUGGAGCUCCUUUUUCCAACCUCUUUCUCCACUCGAGCACCUGUUCACAUCUCCGCCACUACUGGAGCUCCCACCCUCACCAACACCAUCACCACCACCAUGAUCCGCCUGAAGGACUUCGUCCUCACCCGAGUAGUGGACUUCCUGCAGGAGAAUCUGCUCAUCAUCAUCGUCGUGACCUCCCUUCUCAUCGUCAUGGUCUUCAUCAUCUGCUGUGCCUCUGCCAUGAGUCACAAGCGCAAGCUGGAGGCCUACAAACCCCCUCCUCACCCAAACAGGAAGUAUACGGCUGAUAAAACAGGCGGACGCAAGAAUUCAGGCGACCUCCAGGAGAGGCCGUACGCCGUCGACCACGUCAAGAGGGUCCAGACUCAGAGCAUGGCCUCCCCCAAGAACCUGCGCGUGCCAUCCAAGGCUCUGGUAGGAGAGAGGGGGAGAGACGUCAGGUCAUCGCCCCGCCAGGAGGUCAGAAAGGUCAGGGCGGCAGAGGAGGUGGAAAAGCGGAGAGAGGAGCCCAGGCACAAAGAGCAGCUGAAGUACAGGGAGGAGGAGAGAUCCAGCCCCAGCACCAGCUCCGCUCAUCCAGUCUGCACCUGCCACAUGAAGAAGGGCCACCAUUAGGGCCUGUUCAGGGCUGAUGUGGCGUAAGAGGUGAAACGUUGCAACCAUGACAUGAGAACAGGAUCAGACACGUUGGUUAUACUGCACACAGGUUCAUGCCUUUAGAUGAAAAAGGAUCCAUCAUUUAAACACUUUAAAUGUUAAUAAAAAUAUGGACCUGAUCACCUGGAGUAUAAUCUAAAGUAAAAAUGAAAAAUACCAGGAUAGAAGAUGUGAGUAGAAAUCAGAAUACUCAGUUGUGUUAGUGCAUAAAUCCAGUCUAUAAAGUUUUUGAUUGAUUAAAAAGCCACACUUGAUAUCAGAGGAUGUGGAAAAAUAAUGGCUGAUUUCUUUGAAGGCUACGUGCCGACAGCCUUUCACUUUUAAAGCGGCUCAGUCGUCCUAUGCAGUGGUCAGCCACUUGGUUUUAUCAGUGAUUACCACAGAGUCUCAAACGCCUAAAAUAAUGUCACUGUGCCAGUGAAGUAGCAACACUUGAAAUAAUAAGUGAAAUCAAUGUUUUUCUUAUGGAUACAUCUUUUUUUUCUUUUUUUUUUUGAAGACAAAAAAUAUUUAAAGGUGAAAAGAACAGGCAGCCUGUAAUUCCGCAAUCUUUUUCAAAUACAAAUGACAAGUAUUUUUAAGUGUUUUUAAUACAGAUAUAUAUUACUCCAUAUGCCUGCCUAGACAGAGAAAUCUCCUCAGUACCUCCUGCUGUACGCUGUGGCAUCUUCUCAUCAGCUAUACGAGCUUUGGCUGAAGCAGUCUGUCAUUUAGAGCAAAAUCUUUGCUGCUGUAAAUAAAGCAAAGUGAGACGCCAGUAAACUUGAUUUGUUGGAUAAGUAAUAAAACAUUCUUCUUUAUAUUUACAUUCAUAUUUACUUCAUUUUUUUUGGCAUAAUGUUAUUUUUUUGUCAUAGUCUAUUGUAUUUUACUUUAAGAACUUGAUUCACAUAGCUUUACACUGCGUUUGCGACUGUUAUUUCUGGUGGGUAAAAAAAUACUUAUACCUAUAAUCUCUCUAUGUAUUUAUUUGGUGAUAAUUCUGAUCUGCCAUUAUUAAAAGCAGGGUUUUUGGGAUAAAAGCUUUGUGAAUCAGGGUUUGAGUUUUUUUUAAUAAGUAAUACUUGUGUAUAAGGUAAAUUAUGGGUUUUGUUUGUAAUGUAAUAAUUUGUAAUGAGUCAUAAACUUGAGUGCAGGGAUAGAUAGUGGUGAUAUGUAAUAGGCGGGUGUGAUAUUUGACUCAUGGUGGUUUAAAAAGGUCUUAAAAAUCAAAAGCUGAGAAGUGUAUGUUUGUCAUAUUCGUCUUAUUAUAUUUGAUUUAAAAUUCAGAUCACACUGGAGAAGAUAAUUUGUAAUAAUCUCCAUCUCUCUGUCCCUUUACUCAAGAUAAUGACUCUGAGCAUCUCCACCAAAUGUGUGAGUUUGUGUGAUUUAUGGGCCAGACUUGUGUCAUGUUUAAACACUCUUUAACCUCAGAUUCCUCAGAUGUUUCUGCGCAGAUGCUUCCUCUGUAAGUGACCGUUUUUAUUGUUUACAA
Molecule: messenger RNA, 2394 nt
Organism: Epinephelus moara (kelp grouper)
Lineage: Eukaryota; Metazoa; Chordata; Actinopteri; Perciformes; Serranidae
Gene: tmem119a
Product: transmembrane protein 119a
Exons: 2
Coding region: 153-875 (240 amino acids)
Biological process (GO): positive regulation of bone mineralization; positive regulation of osteoblast differentiation; positive regulation of osteoblast proliferation
Cellular component (GO): plasma membrane
Source: RefSeq, a predicted model, not a curated record